Molecule: messenger RNA, 1404 nt
Organism: Clupea harengus (Atlantic herring)
Lineage: Eukaryota; Metazoa; Chordata; Actinopteri; Clupeiformes; Clupeidae
Gene: hey1
Product: hairy/enhancer-of-split related with YRPW motif protein 1-like
Exons: 5
Coding region: 109-1107 (332 amino acids)
Biological process (GO): regulation of DNA-templated transcription
Molecular function (GO): protein dimerization activity; DNA binding
Source: RefSeq, a predicted model, not a curated record
UGGGCGCUUUAAACGGGAUGAUCUCUGAGCGCACCUGACAGUUGUACGGUCGAGACUCGAGGCGAGCACAAGGACUACUCUGUUACUCGAGCUACUACGGGACAAAACAUGAAGCGGAAUCAUGACUUCAGUUCGUCCGAUAGCGAGCUGGACGAAAAUAUUGAAGUUGAGAAGGAGAGCGGUGACGAAAAUGGGAGCCUAAAUUCUCCGCUGGGGCCGAUGUCUCCCUCCACGACGACUCAGGUCCAGGCGAGAAAGCGUCGGCGUGGGAUCAUUGAGAAACGUCGCCGUGAUCGCAUUAAUAACAGCCUGACGGAACUGCGAAGGCUCGUUCCCAGCGCCUUUGAAAAACAGGGUUCUGCCAAACUGGAGAAAGCGGAGAUUCUGCAGAUGACGGUGGACCACCUCAAGAUGCUCCACGCCGCGGGAGGUAAAGGCUACUUCGACGCGCACGCGUUGGCCAUGGACUACCGCGGCCUGGGCUUCCGUGAGUGCCUGGCGGAGACGGCCCGGUACCUGAGCAUCAUGGAGGGUCUGGACGGCGCCGACCCGCUGCGCAUCCGCCUGGUGUCGCACCUCAACAGCUACGCCAUGCAGCGCGAGGCCCACUCGGGCCUGGGUCACCUGGGCUGGGGCUCGGCCUUCGGCACGCCCCCGCCUCACCUGCCCCCCCACCUGCUCAUGCAGCCGCCGCCGCCCCCGGGGGUGGUCAUGGCCCGCAGCACCGGCAGCCCCUCUUCAUCAUCAUCAUCAUCAUCUUCCUCCGCGUCGCCGCCUGCUUCGUCCUCAUCAUCGUCAUCCUCGUCGCUGUCCUCCACCACCCCCGGCAGCCCGCCCUCCUCCUCCGACGGCCCGCUCCUCUCCGGCAGGCUCGGCGGCGGCGUGCCCAUGCCCGACGGCGGCGCCCAGACGGUGCCCCUGAGGGUGCCCCCGACCCCCUCCAAACUGGCGCCCCACCUCCUGACGUCUCUCUCGGGGCUGUCUGCGUUCCCCUUCCCCCUGGGCGCCUUCCCCCUGCUCUCCCCCCGCGCCCUCUCCCCCUCCACCGGCUCCGCCAGCCUCGGCAAGCCCUACCGGCCCUGGAGCAUGGAGAUCGGAGCCUUCUGAACUCUCAACUCUGACCUCCGACCCCUUGCGUACGGGCGAAAGAGACUGAGCGUGCCCCGCUGAGCGUGCCCCGUGACCCUGACGGACGGCGUUGAACCCAGCGGCGGUCCGUGGCGCACGUGUAGAUCCUCCAAUCAGAGACAGGCACAGAGCUGCUCCGACUGCCCAGCUAGACAACUUCAAGUUGCCAUGACAGUCAGACAGAAAAAAAUGCCGCCCCCCCCCCCCCCCCCGUCAGAUCCUCCUCUGUGCUGAUUUACUGAUUUGAGCUGUGAGUGUUUCUCAGGCCCCCCCCCU